GGCCACGGAGGGAGAGGAGGCCUGAGGCCCAGGGUGGGCACCAGCCGGCCAUGGCUGCAGCUGAGACCGCCUUGCCCUCCAUCAGCACGCUGACCACCUUGGGCCCCUUCCCGGACACACAGGAGGACUUUCUCAAGUGGUGGCGCUCUGAGGAGGUGCAGGACUUGGGUCUCGGUCGCCCUGAUCCCACCGGGCUGCCCCUCCACGUGAGGCCGGAGUUGCAGGACACGCCCAGGGAGGACGAGGACGGCGAGAGGGACUCGGCCACUGCCUGGGAUCUGGAUCUCCUUCUCACCAAUUUCUCGUGCUCAGAGCCGGGCGGCGCGCCCCAAACCUGCGCUGUGGCGCCAGGCGAGUGCUCCGGGGUGCAGUUCCCGCCGCCGCCCCUGCUGCCGCCGCCGCCACCCGAGACUCCCAGCCCGUAUGUGGGCGGCCCGGGGCUGGCUGGGCUCUUGGGUCCCGAGGAGCACCCGGGCUGGGCACGCCCGGCCCCAAGAGCCCCGGCCCCGGACGCCUUCGCGGGCUCAGCCCUGGGCCCAGCCCCCGAGCCCAAGGCACUGCCGCUGCAGCCGGUGUACCCCGGGCCAGGUGCGGGCUCCUCCGGCAGCUACUUCUCGAGGACCGGGCUUUCAGUGCCCACGGCGCCAGGCGCCCCCUACGGGCUGCUGUCCGGGUACCCAGCGCUGUACCCGGUGCCGCAGUACCAAGGGCACUUCCAGCUCUUCCGCGGGCUCCCGGUGCCUGCGCCCGGCCCCACAUCACCCCCCUCUUUCUUGAGUUGUCUGGGACCCGGGACGGCGGGUGCAGGACUCCGGGGAACCGCAGGAGACCCAGGAGGGAUCGCGGACGCGGCGCCAUCCAAACGCAGUCGGCGAUCGUGGGCGCGCAAGAGGCAGGCGGCGCACACAUGCACGCACCCGGGCUGUGGGAAGAGCUACACCAAGAGCUCACACCUAAAGGCUCAUCUGCGCACGCACACAGGGGAGAAGCCCUACGCCUGCACGUGGGACGGCUGUGGCUGGAGGUUCGCGCGCUCGGACGAACUGACCCGCCACUACCGGAAGCACACUGGACAGCGCCCCUUCCGCUGCCAGCUCUGCCCGCGCGCUUUUUCACGCUCCGAUCACCUGGCCUUGCACAUGAAGCGUCAUCUUUGAGCCCUGCCCCAACACUUGGACCCUUCCAGGGGAUUGGGGAUGGAACAACAGCAGAUCCACACAGGGUGGUUUUCCCUCGGACGGACCCUCUCCUGGAUUCGCGGCCCCACAGAUCCACCCAAAGAUCAAGGACUGGCCCAUAGACAGACUGGGGGAACCUCCAACCCAAGCUCCCACGCGUCCUCAGCCACAGAGCUACACAGAUACAGCAAGAGAGAGAGACCUCCAAAUAAACGGACUCUGUGGGACACUCAGACCUUUCGGACAGAGAGACAGACCCUCAGAGAGCUGGACCCUCAGACCAGCUUACAAGAGGCCCUGGGCAGUGGGAGUGGUUGUGGGGUGAGGCUUCCCAAAGACCCUGGGCCUAGAAGGGGGGUUUCACACCUUGACUAAUGAAGCUCUGCAUAGUGGCUGGAUCUGCUGUGAAUGGUUAUAACGGGUCCUGUACUAAUGCCCCUCGCAGAUAAAGGUUCAGCGUUGGC
Messenger RNA from Callorhinus ursinus (northern fur seal), 1642 nucleotides. It is a transcript of the gene KLF1, whose product is annotated as KLF transcription factor 1. Gene Ontology annotation, biological process: regulation of transcription by RNA polymerase II. The record is from RefSeq and is a predicted model, not a curated record. Gene Ontology annotation, molecular function: DNA-binding transcription factor activity, RNA polymerase II-specific; RNA polymerase II cis-regulatory region sequence-specific DNA binding. NCBI's taxonomy places the organism in Eukaryota, Metazoa, Chordata, Mammalia, Carnivora, Otariidae.